AAACAUCUUUCUUCUUACACAAAACAGCUGUUGAAGCAAUUUCCGAUAACAUGGUGCCAAUACAAGUGUAAAUCAUGAUAGAUGGGAUUAUAAUUUGCUAAUGCCUGUUUCCGGGGCACAAUAAACAUUUCAGUUCAUUGUGAUACGGUGAAAUACGAUGUUAUGUAUUUCGUACGGUAUUAGUCGAUCAUAAACAAAAAAUGACAGACAACCCCACACAAGCUUGUGCAUUUGUACCUCAGGAAUCGAGCAGCGAUGGCGUUGAUGAUGUCAGCAAGCUAGCAGUGGGACUCUUAGCUCUCUACCAACCUGAACUCAAGAAAGUAAAACAACAACUUGAUGAACUAACCAAGAAGCAGACAAGCCUGAUAGACAAAUUGCAGGAUGAGAAUCGCAGGUUUAACAAUGUGCAGACAUCAGAAGAACUUCAGCAAAUGUUUACAACAGUGAAACUGUACCAGACGAAGCUCGUCACUAUUAAGAAAGAGAUGAUGCAGCUGUAUGACAGAGCCACAAAGCUUAAAACGAGGGCACUGAAACUUCAGCAGACAAAACAGAAGGCAGCUCUACAUCGUCAACAGCAGAGGGAAUUACAACUGCAGCGAGAGACUGACCUCAUCGCCAAGCCCUCAUCAUCAUGUGGCGAGAAAGGAAAGAGCUCUUAACUUCAACAAAGGCGUGCCAGCCCUUGUGCCUUUGUUUUCUCACUCGAUGUCAAUAUAAACAGCAAUAUAUAUAAAAUUAAUAAUAUGGGACUCAAAGAUGUAUGUAUAAUUCUUGGAGCUGAAACAUGAAGAUAGGAAGGGCUUCAGAAAUGCAGUUUGAAUGCACAGGGUACUUAUAAAAUCUACUCAGCCAUAAUCUUGCAAUGUGCUUCAGACAAAUAUUUUUAUAGUUUCCACUCCGCGUUAGCAUUUCUGGAGACCUGAAAUUGGGUACAGGUAUAUGUAGAACAAAUGCCUGUGUGCCAUCACGUAUAUGAGGGCAUGCAGCAUAUAAGGCGAAAGUCAUGAAUGCGUAUGUAUAUUAUAUUGAAUACGAUCUGCAAUAAACACGCUGUUCUCUGA
Molecule: messenger RNA, 1067 nt
Organism: Zootermopsis nevadensis
Lineage: Eukaryota; Metazoa; Arthropoda; Insecta; Blattodea; Termopsidae
Gene: Pldn
Product: biogenesis of lysosomal organelles complex 1 subunit pallidin
Biological process (GO): intracellular transport
Cellular component (GO): transport vesicle; BLOC-1 complex
Source: RefSeq, a predicted model, not a curated record